CAAAGUGAGCUGGCUGCCUCCUCCAUCCGGAACACAAAAUGGAUUUAUUACUGGCUAUAAAAUUCGACACAGGAAGACAACCCGCAGGGGUGAGAUGGAAACAUUGGAGCCAAACAACCUCUGGUACCUGUUUACAGGAUUGGAGAAAGGAAGUCAGUACAGUUUUCAAGUGUCAGCCAUGACAGUCAAUGGCACAGGACCAGCUUCCAACUGGUACACAGUGGAGACCCCAGAGAAUGAUCUAGAUGAGUCUCAAGUCCCUGACCAGCCAAGCUCUCUUCAUGUGAGGCCCCAGACCAACUGCAUCAUCAUGAGCUGGACUCCUCCCUUAAACCCAAACAUCGUGGUGCGAGGUUACAUUAUCGGUUAUGGUGUUGGAAGCCCUUAUGCCGAGACAGUGCGUGUGGAUAGUAAACAACGGUAUUAUUCCAUUGAGAGGUUAGAGUCAAGUUCCCAUUAUGUAAUCUCCCUAAAAGCUUUCAAUAACGCAGGAGAAGGCGUUCCUCUGUAUGAAAGUGCCACCACCAGGUCUAUGACAGAUCCCACUGACCCAGUUGAUUAUUAUCCUUUGCUUGAUGAUUUCCCCACCUCGGUCCCAGAUGUCUCCACCCCCAUGCUCCCACCAGUAGGUGUACAGGCGGUGGCCCUGACCCACGAUGCCGUGAGGGUCAGCUGGGCAGACAACUCUGUACCCAAGAACCAAAAAGCGUCCGAAGUACGACUUUACACUGUCCGGUGGAGGACCAGCUUUUCUGCAAAUACUAAAUACAAGUCAGAAGACACAACAUCCCUGAGUUACACAGCAACAGGCCUCAAACCAAACACAAUGUACGAGUUCUCGGUCAUGGUAACAAAAAACAGAAGGUCAAGCACGUGGAGCAUGACGGCACAUGCCACCACGUAUGAAGCAGCCCCGACCUCUGCUCCCAAGGAUCUGACAGUCAUUACUCGGGAAGGGAAGCCCCGUGCUGUCAUUGUGAGCUGGCAGCCUCCCUUGGAAGCCAAUGGGAAAAUCACGGCUUACAUCUUGUUUUAUACCUUGGACAAGAACAUACCAAUUGAUGACUGGGUUAUGGAAACCAUCAGUGGUGAUCGCCUUACUCACCAGAUCAUGGAUCUCAAUCUUGACACUAUGUAUUACUUUCGAAUUCAAGCACGAAAUGUGAAAGGAGUGGGGCCCCUCUCUGAUCCCAUCCUCUUCAGGACUUUGAAAGUGGAACACCCUGACAAAAUGGCUAACGACCAAGGUCGUCAUGGAGAUGGAGGCUAUUGGCCAGUCGAUACUAAUUUGAUUGAUAGAAGCACUCUCAAUGAACCACCCAUUGGCCAGAUGCACCCCCCUCAUGGCAGCGUCACUCCUCAGAAGAACAGCAACCUGCUUGUGAUCAUUGUGGUCACCGUUGGCAUCAUCACAGUGCUGGUGGUGGCGAUUGCGGCUGUGAUUUGCACCCGACGCUCUUCAGCCCAGCAGAGAAAGAAACGGGCCACCCACAGUGUUGGCAAAAGGAAGGGCAGCCAGAAGGACCUGCGACCCCCUGAUCUUUGGAUCCAUCAUGAGGAAAUGGAGAUGAAAAACAUCGAGAAGCCAUCAGGCACAGACCCUACUGGGAGGGACACCCCCAUCCAAAGUUGCCAAGAGCUCACACCAGUCAGUCACAGCCAGUCAGAAACCCAAAUGGGAAGCAAAAGCACCUCUCAUUCAGGUCAGGACACUGAAGAAGCAGGGAGCUCCAUGUCCACUCUGGAGAGGUCACUGGCUGCACGCCGAGCCACCCGGGCAAAACUCAUGAUCCCUAUGGAUGCCCAGUCCAACAAUCCCGCUGUCGUGAGUGCCAUUCCUGUGCCAACCCUAGAAAGUGCCCAGUACCCUGGAAUCCUCCCAUCUCCAACGUGUGGAUACCCCCACCCACAGUUCACUCUUCGGCCUGUGCCAUUCCCAACGCUGUCUGUGGACCGAGGUUUCGGAACAGGAAAAACAGUGAAUGAAGGACCAGCCACCCAACCUCCACCCAUGAUGCCCCCAGCCCAGCCUGAGCAUCCCAGCAGUGAGGAGGCACCGAGCAGGACCAUCCCCACAGCCUGUGUUAGACCAACGCAUCCACUCCGCAGCUUUGCUAACCCCUUGCUACCUCCGCCAAUGAGUGCAAUAGAACCGAAAGUCCCUUACACACCGCUCUUGUCUCAGCCAGGGCCUGCUCUUCCUAAGACUCAUGUGAAGACAGCCUCUCUUGGGCUGGCAGGGAAGGCAAGGUCUCCUUUGCUUCCUGUGUCUGUGCCAACGGCCCCUGAAGUGUCUGAAGAGAGCCACAAACCAACAGAGGAUGCAGCCAAUGUGUACGAACAGGAUGAUUUGAGUGAACAAAUGGCAAGUUUGGAAGGGCUAAUGAAGCAGCUUAAUGCCAUCACGGGCUCGGCCUUCUAACACCCAUUGCCGAGUAGAUGGGUGAAUUUUCCGGGAAUUUUACAGCGUAUCAAGUACCCAUCAACAGCACAUUUGUGUUCCAGAACUCCCACCAGUGCACAGGACAACCAUCAGGACCACUCAGUUCCAGAAUAACCUGAAGCAGUGCAGGAGGAGAAGCAACAGUCCCUUCUAGCACAGGCAUCAGGAAUUCAAAUAUGAUGACAAUGGUGUCCCUCCACAAACACAAGGACAAGUCCGCACCGCACUGUCAGAGCUGAAGCUGCAAGAAUAGUCCUGGGUCUUUCCCACCACAGUGAUCUCACUGUCACAGCUAAUGCUUAUGUUUCCUUCAUCCAGGCCUGUCAUCUCGUUAUGUGUAGGUCUAGUCUUACAAAAUGCAAGUGCAUUACUUGAGCCUGUACCAUGCCAUGGCAAACCAGUGCAAGUUCACGCUUUCAUUUGCAACUUACAAGUUCAAAGCACCCACAGGAAUUCUCUCUACAUAGCACCAAAGGAUUGGAAGUUUUUCUGACAGCACAAAAAGUCAACAAGUGAACAAACAAAAGGCAGCCAAUGCUUGUGUUUUGUAACUUAGUCAUUCCUCUUGCCCAGGUGGUGGGUAUUAGCAAGUGGCUGUAACGCUCACCCAUUUUUAGCAAGUAUUUGUGAAUCUACCCAUGGUUAACACAUUAUGUCUGGAGAACAGGGACAUGAAAGUCUGCACCCAUGGCAGCAGUCUAUUUCCUGUAAGAGGAUAAAAUAUGCAGUCUUCUCAGACACGUGGUAAUUAUGUGCUUAAGGCCAUAAUAGGACACUCUUCGAUUUGGGUGGCUUUUGGGCCAUACCACACUGUGAUGACAUUUCAAAGAUUCACCCAGGCCAUCUUCCUCAGGAGUCUGGCUGGAAGAGUUCCCCUUCCUCCCUGUCCCUCCCUGAGUUCUCCUUGGCAGCCAGCCUUGGGCCAGGUGGCCAGCUCCACACAUCGCAUGGCCUCCUGACCAAGGUUCCUGAACCCUUCUGCAGAAAUGGCAGACUCCUUGAGAGCCCUGAGGAAGGGAAGGAAGAUGGAAGGCAGUUUCAAAUAUCACUUGACUUGGUGUCACUUCCACCAACAGGGCUCUCACUGGCUUAGAGUAGGCAGUUUUGGUAAGUGGCAACCAAGGGCCCUGUUGUCAAGGGGACCUCCUAUCCCCACCCCAACCCCCACCCACUGCCCCCAGCUUCCCAGAGUCAGAGAGGAGCAGAGGGUCAGAAGCCACUGGACACCUCUGACACAUCCAAGUUCCAGUAGCUGCUUGUCAAAGCUGCAUCUUCAUUGUGAGCUAGAAUUGUAAACUUUUAUUGCCCUGUCUAUCAACCAUUGGGAACUACGUGAAAUUAAAAACAUUUUGAGUACAACCUUUUAGUUUCUGAAUUUUCAGCUGCAUUUGGAAUUAAUCCCUGUUUAUGCAGUGAAAUUGCCAAAAGAGAGCUAGUUUGCAUAUUUAUCAGUUCGGCAACUUGAAAACCCAAUAGGAGAGUUUCCACUGAAUUAUUCCUUUCAGCUCUGCCUUUGAUUUCAAGCUUGAGUAGGUCAUAAUUUUAAAAGAGCAUGGAAGGGAUGGGAUCUUUACAACCUAAUAGCUCCUUUUAUUAGGUGGGUAAUUAUAUACAAAUCCCUGAAUGAACUAUUUUGAGCAAAAUGGCACUGUAACAGAAGUAAUAAUUCAGAUUAUUUUUUUACAGUUUUAUGUCGGGAAGGAAAUCUGGUGUCAGAGAGAGAGGGCUUGUUGAAAUUGUUCAUGAGGAAGUCCGGUCCAUUGAUGAAAUCAUUCCCUCAAUAAGAGUGCUUGUUCAAUUUACUAAGACUUUCUUGAAGUCCUUCUGAAGAGCUACGUGGCGUUAUUCUGCGGGCUGUAUUACUCUUAUUUAACAUCUGAGCGCUUAGCAGGACUCACUGACCUGGAACAAGGCAUUUCAUAUGAAUUUCCAUAAAAAAUUCAUUACUUCAAAAGAGAAAAUGCUCAGUAGGCUAGUCUUACCUUCUCGGUGUCUUCAAAUGGCUUCUCCAUUUCUAAUAUUCACAAGCAAGGCACUUGACAUGCAGGAAAAGCCACCCUGAAUGCUGUUUGUAAUAGACUGCCGAUCUCAGACUUCAGGGGUUGAGUCCUAUCUUCAAUCUGUAGGCUGCAUCUGGACAAUAAAGACAACUAGCAUGUUUACAAAAUUCUAGACUCUUCAAAUCAAAGUCAUUGACCUUAGGAAAUAACAUUUUUUAAAUACACAAAAAUACACAUGGUUUUCAGUGGGAGGUAUAUUUCUGAUGCAUGCUCUCGAAACAAAAUAUAAUGGUUCAUUUUAGUAAUUAUUGGCGAUGCUAAUAUGCCUCAGAUCCAUGCAGUGAAUGUAAAGAAGUAUCCAUUUAAAUGAUCUCGAGAGACUCUUGUGUGAUUUAUCCAGUGAUUUCAAUAUACGAGUUCACCACAACUCCCAUACAACUCUGUUCCCCACUCAGAUAGCUCACAUAUGUGUCCAACUGCCUGACCAAGUUUACAGUUGACUUUUAAACUCCCCAAUCCCCUGAUCUCUUGACAAGAAGAAAUUUAGGAAUACUGCAAGAUUGCCUCAAAUUUGCUCCUACUCUGAGUCUAGCUCAUGACAUACAGGGCUCUUGAAGCUCAUAAAUCUGACUCCCAUAGGGCGAUGUGUGACAGCCAUCCAGCAAUGCUGCCGCCAGGACUCCCUUCUCCCUGCAAAAGGAGCAAAUCAAACGUGGCAGGGCAUGCUCGAGCUUCCCCUGCCCUGUGCUGCCCUAUCUGGCAAGAACCGCCUCUUGAAAACUUUUGGUAUUUUUAUUUUGCAUUUCUUUCUGAUAAAGCUAGUAGGUAGUUCAAAAGGCGUAAGGCAUAUUUGGAUGAUGCUCUAGCCAAAAGUUAAGUAUUUCUCAGUGAUUCGCAUUCAGUAAGAAACCAGUCAUAGCUAUCUCCAUGUAAAACAGAGUUAGAAGCUUCUAAGAUAUUUAAAUAAUGGAACUUUACAUUUGGGUAUUAUAAAAUACACAAUUCAUUUGAGCAAUCUG
This is a messenger RNA of Pipistrellus kuhlii (Kuhl's pipistrelle), 5462 nucleotides long. RefSeq names its product netrin receptor DCC. Gene Ontology annotation, biological process: cell-cell adhesion. The record is from RefSeq and is a predicted model, not a curated record. Gene Ontology annotation, molecular function: protein binding. Lineage: Eukaryota; Metazoa; Chordata; Mammalia; Chiroptera; Vespertilionidae. Gene Ontology annotation, cellular component: membrane. Bases 95 to 2422 code for a protein of 775 amino acids. The transcript has 17 exons.